Molecule: messenger RNA, 3026 nt
Organism: Linum tenue
Lineage: Eukaryota; Viridiplantae; Streptophyta; Magnoliopsida; Malpighiales; Linaceae
Source: the annotation of a GenBank genome assembly
GUGUCUUUUACUAAGGACACCACUUAUCAAGAGACACCGGCUGCUGUCCACUGGAAUUCUUGAGAAACGGCGGUAAAUGGAGGAGAAGAGCAAAGUACUGAUCAUCGGAUCAACUGGCAAUCUGGGUUACCAUCUGGCCAUCUUCAGCCUCAAAUGCUCUCACCCGACAUUCCUUCUCGUUAGAGAAUCGGCUCUUGAUGACCCAAUCAAAGCUCAAAAGCUCCAGUUUCUCACCAAUGGUGGCGCCACCGUGAUAAAGGGUUCAUUGCAGGAUGAGAAUGUUCUGGUGGAGGCAGUGAAGCAAGUUGACAUCGUGAUUUGCUCGAUUCCAUCGAAGCAGGCUGACGAACAGAAGCUCCUUAUCAAAGCCAUCAAACAAGCAGGCAGCUCCAUCAAGAGGUUUAUACCGUCAGAAUUUGGGGCAGAUCCGGAUAGAACUCAAAUUUCUGGAAUGGACUAUGGCUUCUAUUCGAGAAAAGCUGAGAUUAGGCGUUUGAUAGAAGCUGAAGCAAUUCCAUACACAUACGUUUGCAACAACCUCCUAAUGAGCUGCUUGCUUCCAUCCCUUGUCCAACCAGGCCUCAAAUCCCCACCCAGAGAUAGAGUGACAAUAUUUGGAAAUGGGGAUGUCAAAGGUGGUAUUAGUAGUAGAUUCAUUAGUAGAUAUUCAGGACUACUUGGUUGGGUUUUGUGUUGAUUAGGGUUAGUGUUCAUUUGCUUUGUUUCGUGUUGCAGGUGUGUUUGUGAAGGAAGAAGAUGUUGCUGCCUUUACAAUGAGAACUGUGGACGAUCCAUCCACAUUGAACAAGGUACUGUACUUGAGGCCUCCCGGCAACGUGGUUUCCAUGAAUGAACUGGUUGGGAUGUGGGAGAGUUUGACAGGGACGAAUGUGGAGAAGCGUUAUGUCUCGGAAGAACAGAUGUUGAACCAAAUCAAAGGUUGCUUCUUCUUCUUCUUCUGCUGCUGCUGCUGCUUGUUGGUUUGAUCAUGUUUGCUGACCUGAAAUGCUUCUUACUCUGAUGUUUUUUUUUAUGGAUGAUCUGUUCUAUACUCGAUCCUUUCCCUGCAGAGACUCCAUAUCCGGGGAACAUGCAGCUGAUAUUCAUAUAUUCGGUGUUUGUGAAAGGCGAUCACACCUACUACGAGAUCGACCCUUCAUCUGGUUUCGAAGGCUCGCAAUUGUACCCGGAAGUGAGAUAUACUACCGUCGAGGAAUGCCUCUCUACCCUGCUGUAACCAGCUUUUUCUUGGUUUUCGAGUUCCUUGUUGAUAACGUUAUCUUCUCCAAUCUUUGAACUGUACCAUGAAAAUGAGCUUGCAGGCAUAUGCUUGUGUUUCAGUUUGUUCAUUUUCUUAGGCCUUAUCUCUUCAGGUAGUGGAAACUCGCGAAAGUCACCGUCGGAUUCUCAGGCCUGAAAAAUCUGGAGUCAGGACAAAGAGAAGAAGGUUGAAUGUCAACAUUUCAACCGAAAGGAAUCCACUAAAAUAAAGCAGUUAUCGUUGAACCCAUGAACAUGAAGGGCUUGUCUAGUUUGGAUUUGAAAUUAGGAAUAGAAGCUUCUGAGCGAGCUUACAUUAUAAUAUUUUGAAGGUUGGUGAAGACGACUUAUGAACUUGGACGGAUUCCUGGCUCCAUUUCCACACGGAUUUUCCCCUUUUUUCCCUCCUUUCCUAUCUUUUGCUUUAAGAAGCAGAAUGAUCAAAGUCGACGCUUACUAAUAAUCAGUGUGUUCCCACUAAUUGACAACCCAACCGCAGCCAGAGCUCCCUUAUAAAUCACACUUCCAUUUCUUCUUUUCUCCCUUUCCUAAGCAAAACCCAUUCAGCUCAGAGCUUGCUGCUUACUUCACUCGCCGGAAACUAAGCUAAAGGUUCCAACUUUCUUCCACCAAUGGCCGAGAAAUCGAAGAUUCUGGUGAUCGGAGGAACAGGGUACAUCGGGAAGCACAUCGUGGAAGCUAGUGCUAAGGCCGGAAACCCAACUUUCGCACUCGUCAGAGAGUCCACUCUCUCCUCCAAAGCCGCCAUCGUUGACGGAUUCAAGUCACUUGGUGUCACCAUCGUCGUUGGAGAUAUUGACGAUCACGAGAAGCUGGUGAAGGCGAUCAAGGAAGUGGAUAUCGUGAUCUCCGCGCUCGGUCAGAAUAUCCCCGAUCAGGUCAAGAUCAUCGCCGCCAUCAAAGAGGCCGGAAAUGUCAAGAGAUUCUUGCCGUCGGAGUUUGGGAACGACGUCGGCAGGACCCGGGCAGUGGAGCCGGUGAGAUCAAUCUUCCAGGAGAAGGUGAAAAUCCGGGAGGCGGUUCAGGCCGCCGGAAUUCCUCACACCUUCGUCUCCUCCAACUGCUUCGCCGGCUACUUCCUCCCCAAUCUGAACCAGCCCGGCGCCACUUCUCCUCCCAGAGACAAUGUCGUCAUCUUGGGCGACGGAACCGCCAAAGCGGUUUACAACAAGGAGGAAGAUAUCGGCGCAUUCGCGAUCAAAGCAGCGCAAGAUCCAAGAACACUGAACAAGAUCGUCUACAUCAGGCCGGAGAGCAACACUUACUCGUUCAACGACCUCGUGGCGCUGUGGGAGAAGAAGAUUGGGAAAAGCUUGCAGAAGAUCUACAUUCCAGAGGAACAGAUCCUGAAGAACAUCCAAGAAGCUGAAAUCCCGAUGAACAUUAUCUACGCGCUGGGGCAUGCGGUGUUCGUGCUGGGAGAUCAGACUUACUUCGAGAUCGAGCCGUCGUUCGGGCUGGAGGCGUCGGAGCUGUAUCCUGAUGUUAAGUACACGACCGUGGAUGAAUACCUGGACCAAUUUGUGUAAUUCUGUUACAAGAAGAAGAAGAAGAAGAGAUUUUUAAUUUCCCAGUCUGGACUUUGAUUUUCUACUUUGUCAGCUGUUCAUCUAUGUUUACAUUCCACUGUACUGUAUUCCCUUCCCGCCAUGGAUUUGAUUUGCGGUUUCAUCAGGUUUCUUGAUUAUGUCUAAUCUUGUUAUGUUGGUGGGUGAAACUGAAAUCUCUUUCUAACCUCUCAAAAC